AUGGAUUCCAAUGAGCGACGUGUAAUGAGAGUCGUAAUGAUGCUGAGGUUGACAGUGUUUAUCGCAUUUGUUUUUCAAGUGAAUGGACAAGGUGUAGGUGUUAGGAAUGUUCCAACUGUCUCAUAUAAACAACAAGACAUGAAAUUACAAGACGGCAAGCUGGGACAACCUGUUGUUCAUCAUCAACAGGGACUCGACCCUGGAAAAGAGAAUAUGCAACAGAAGCAUGGAGCAGGUGGAACAGGGAGACAGCUUGGUGCUGGGAAACCAGCAGCUUUCAGACUUUCAGAGAGCAGGGAAUGUGCAGAUGAUAUUGUUAAGCACUGUAACCCUAAAAUAUACAAAAAUAAUUUCGCCAUUCUGGAUUGCUUACAGAAUGACAUUAAGAUAAUGGAAGAUUUAUCAGAAGUGUGUCAGCAUUUUAUAUGGAAAUACAAACUAAAUUUAACACGAGAUGACAGGUUUGACUAUGCAGCUGGAGAGGUGUGUAAGCAGGAACUGAGUCAGAAUAAAGAAUGUUCACAGCUGGAGAAAGGCAAGGGACUGAUUAUACCUUGCCUGGUGGACAACAUUGUAAACAUCACAGGAAACUGUCGGACAUACCUGGAGAAAAUGGCCCGGAUUGUGUUCAGUGACUAUAGACUGAUUUUCCAUUUCGUUGACCAGUGUAAUGCAGAUAUUCAGCAGUUUGGCUGUGGACGAGUCGCUCCAUUGGAUGAAAAUGAUGUUCAUUCUCAAGGAAAAACACUAGAAUGUUUAGCAGACAAGAUUGGUGAUUUACAUGAUGGCUGUCGGAAACAGUUGUUGAGAGUGGCAGAACUACAGGCGGAUGACUACCACUUGGAUCGCCAGUUGUACUACGCCUGUCGUGAGGAUAGAGAACAUCUGUGUGCAGAUGUACCUGCAGGAGGAGGGAAAAUAUACGAAUGUCUUUUUAAACACAAGUUCGAUAACACAAUGUCAGCAAAGUGUAAAGAGAUGUUAACGGUGAGACAGCAACUCAUUGCCCAGGACGUCAAAGUGGAAAAGACAUUCUACAGUGCCUGUCGCCGUGACAUGAAAGAGCACCAUUGUUUUAAGAAAGACACAGAGGAAGGGGGUGACUUUCGCAGAGCCAAUAUUUUACUGUGUUUGGAAAAUGCUAUAAAAACAGAGAAACAAAUAAGUCCAGAAUGCCAAGCAGAGAUGGCUGAACUUCGACAGGAAUUGAUGGAGGAUUACUCGAUUAGUCCUGAGAUUUUAACAGACUGUAAAACGGAGAUAAUGGAGUCGUGUGACAAGGGCCUAGAAAGGGGAGGCAAGACUAUUCACUGCCUGAUGGAUCUGGCUAGGCCAGCCAGGGAUCAACGAUCAUACAAACAGCAAAAAACAAUGUCGGCAAAAUGUCGCAGAGCGCUGGAGGCAUUAAUUCAGGAGGCUGAUCCCGCCAGUGAUUAUAGAAUGGACAGGGUGUUACAAAAAGCGUGUGAACCUGUCGUACAAGUUGGGUGUAAACAUGUUCAACCAGGAGAUGCGAGAGUGAUCAGCUGUUUGAUGGACCACCUGGACUCGGAGAUCAUGAAUGACGAGUGUGAGGAGAGACUGAUGGAAAUACAGUACUUUGUGGCCAGAGACUUUAGAUUGGACCAACAGUUAUUCAAAAAAUGUCGCCGCCCUGCCAGGGAGCUGUGUGGAAUCAAGGGCGACUGGCUCGAGAGUCGACACAAAGAUGACAAGAAACCAGCAUAUGUCGUCGCAUGUUUGUUCAGAAAUUUUAAGCAAGAAAAAGAAAAGAAAGGGAGAAAGGGGGAUCCAGCUAAUGCAGAGAAAGGGGUAUCCAAACAGUGCAAGAAUGAGAUCAAGAGAGUAAUGAAACAGCGAGCCCAGCGAGUUCAACUGAAGCCUGAGAUCGAGCAAGCUUGUCUCAGAGAUCUCGGAAUGCAUUGCUCUGAAUCUGAUGAUCCAGGAGCAAACCAGGAAAUCUCGUGUUUACAAGAACAUUAUGACCAGUUAGACCCUGAAUGUCAGGAUGUCAUAGGAAACUUCACAGAGGAUGAAGAUGAAAUGCCGGAGCUGGAUAUCAUUCUGAUGAAAGCCUGUACCCCCAUGAUCAACAAAUUCUGUGAUGCGGAUGAAGAAGUAGAUGGAGAUGACACAGAUGAUAUCAUGGAAUGUCUGAUAGAAAACAAAAACAGAAAAGAUAUGAAUGAGAAAUGUCGAGCGGGCAUCGAGCAUCACCAACUGAUAUCAAUGAAGAAUUUCAGAUUUGAUCACAAGUUCAAGGAAGCUUGCAAGCACUCAGUUUCAAAGUUCUGCAAAAACAGGAAAACAAAAAAUGAAGUGAUUUCCUGUCUCAGCGAGCAUGUUAGGAAUGACACCUUGUUGGAUGAGAAGCAGCGAAUUGAAAGAGUUUGCAGAAAACAGCUUCGUGUGGAAGUCUUAGAGAGGGGUGAAGAUAUCCACUUGGAUCGUAAACUUGAGGAAGCCUGCCAUGAUGACAUUAAGCAAAAAUGUCAGGGUGUAGACUCAGGAAAUGCAAAGAUGAUAGAAUGCCUUAAGAGUCAUCAGAAAAUGCUGUCCCCUAAGUGUCAUAAGGUUCUAUUUAAGAGAGAGAAAGAAGAAGCUGUACUUGGUGAUUAUAAAGUACAUUCAGUGUGCAAGAGAAUGAUCAAGAUGUUUUGUAAUGAGGAUGAUAUGGAGGAAGAUGAAAUUCUGCCCUGUCUAAAGAAGAACAAAGAUAGGCCUGAAUUCGAUGAGAAGUGCCAUCAGCUCAUUGUGAAGCGAGAAAUAGCAGAAAAUAAGGAUUAUAGAUUAAAUCCAGAACUACAGAAGAAAUGCCGUCUAGACAUUCCUAAAUUCUGUUCUGAUAUUCUCAAAACUCAGAAGAAUGAUAAUGAACUUCAGGGCAAGAUUGUUACAUGCCUGAGGAAAAAAUUUGCGGUGAAGAGACUGUCCAGAGAAUGUAACUUGGUCAUUAGAGACAUUAUCAAAGAUUCCGCUCACAAUUACAUGGAAGAUGCAGUUCUGGCUUCAGCAUGUGAAGGAGAGAUCAUUAAAUAUUGUGGGGAUGAACAUGAGAUGGCAAUGAAGGGAAGGAACUCUGAAAGCAGAAAUAAAGUAGAAAUGGUGCAAGUCCAGGACGGCAGUGGAAAAGUGGUGGAAUGUCUGAAGCAAAAAUUCCUUAAUCGUAUCAUCACUAAUACUGUUUGCAAACAGGAAAUUGAGAGAGUGAUUCAGGAAUCACAGAUUGAUAUUAAUGUGGACCCACUGCUUCACAUGACUUGUCAGCGUGACCUUCAGAAGUUCUGUGGUGACCUUGAACCUGGCGAAGGACAUCGAAUGGCAUGUUUGCUAGCAGAGCUUGAGGAUCAUCCAAAACAAAUUUCUGAGAAAUGUUUAAAAGAAUUGGAGAAGAGGAAACUGUUAUGGGAGUUGGCAGCUCAGGGUAAACCAAUCGAGGGCUUUCAUGAUGUCUACCAACAGAUUGUGGCCUCCCCUUCCAAGAACUAUCUCCUGUUUGUCAUAUGUAGUAUUAUAGGUGUGUUUUUCCUUGUGGGUAUUACCUGCGGGAGGGUCAGCAAGCGAGUAGCCAAACAGAACAAAAUGAAAUAAACAAACACAUUCCACUACAUGCAGCUUCCAGAGGGCAGAGACCAAGUCAGGCGAUUUAUGAAAAUAUAAUAGAGGUUCAUAAAUUUUAACUUUUUGUUUGAAUGAGUUCUCUACAUUCAAUUGCAGUCAAUUUAUACAUACAUGUAAGUACGUAAGCCAUUAUAUGUUAUGUAGUAAUGUAUCAAAGACAGAUUCUAAUAUCUUCGGUCUUGUAUUUAGGUCUUGUCUUAUAUUAGAAAUUUUUUUUUUUUCUAAUAUGCUCAAAAAAAAAGUCUCCUUAUAAAAACAGAAUGUAUUUUUUGUUUAAAUCAAAUUUAUACUUUUAAAUUAAAAUGAUUUCUCUAUUUUACUUUAUGGUAGACUGUUUAGAAGUUGCUCAUAUCUGUGAUUCAUGUAACAUUUUACAUACAAAUGUAUUAAGACAUUAAUACGAUUGUCCAGUGGAUUCAUAGAGAUUAUUUGCAUUUCCAAUUUAUUGUAAAUAUUUUUUCGGUGUGAAAGAUUUGAUUAUGUGUCAUAUAUGAUGUGAUGAUAUGAUUGUUGAUGAAUGUUAAUACAUGUAAUGUGUUUCAUAAAAUGUAUCCCCAUGUAUGUCUAAAGGUGGAGAUUCGUCACUAACCUAAAAGUACCAUGAAAAUAGUUUUAACCAAAAAUUUGUGUGGAAUGUAGCAGAAAGUUUUGAUUUACAUGUAUAUGAUCUUGGGGUUGUUUUUAUUAUUUUUGAUGACUAAGGAAAAAAAAUUAUUUGAAUUUGUGAUUAGUCGCAGUUUAUAUUGCUUUAAUAUAUAUAAAGUAGAAAUCAGAUAUAAAAUGUAUAAUGCUCUUACAUGCCAGUUAAAGAGUCAAAUUUUAACAUGGUUUUUUAAUGUGCAUAAUCAGUGAAGCCUUGAUGUAAAUUAGUCCGCAAAUGAUGCAAGGCUCUGUUCACAUGUUGUGAAAUACUCAAGAUUCUACAGAGAGAAAGAAAUACACGAGACAUAUGGUAUAAAAUGAAAGUGUGUGCAAGCAAAGACCAGCUGUAGGGAGAUAGUCAUCUAGCAUUAAUGCAUGUAUGUGUCUUGUGAAUACUUGUCAUAAAAUAUUCUCCACAAUCAGAUAAUCAGAAAUGUCCAAACAAUUGUUCAUUUGUAUUCUUAAUUUUCUUUGCAAUUUAAAUCUUCAUCAGGUGAAUAUUUUGGUUAAUUAUCCUGAUUUGGACAUUUUCUGUGUUUCUGUUUUUUGAAAUACACCGGUAAUGAUGUGUAUGAGUUACCUGCAUGUUUGUAUGCUAGAUGCCUUAUUUGAAAAGUAUAAUAUUGUCUUUUUUUUUGUUGAAUUGGAUCAUUUGAAGUUGUAAUUCUUUUCACAACCAAAAAAUUCUUAGUAGAACUGAAAAACAUGACAGUAAAGAUAUAAAAUAAAACAAGAACUAAAGUAUAUUUCUUCUCAUGCUGAAUAAAAAAUCUAUAGUAAAUUAGGCCUAUAGUUUGCUGAAGUGUUAGGUAUGUUGCCGUACCUUGUUUUUGUGGGUUUGUUUCCAUUCCCGUAGCAUGUGAACAAAAUUGUCUUGGUGCUUUAACCUGUUUGCAUCCGAAUGAUUGAUGUCAACUUUUAUGACUAAAUCACACAGUGAACAUAAUCAUAUGUUGUACGUUAAGAACAUGUAAUAUAAAAACUUAUUUUUGUGCCCUUUCAUCUAGCAGAUCAGAUAAAUCUCUGCAGGGAAAACAAUUUUUUUUUUCCUUGUACGAGUUGGAUUGAUGGUGCAUUAUACAUGUAUGAACAUUUCAAAUGUUGCCCAAAUAGACUGUGUUAAAUGUAUAAUACAGUGAAAGUACUUGUUAUUUAUUUUGUAUAUUGUUGCUAGAGUACAUUUUAUAUUUAAAAGUAGCUUUAAUAUUGUCUCUUAUUACAUUGCAUCUUUUAUUUUUCUAUUGAAUUUAUACAUACAGUGUAUAUUUCCCUUUGUUUGAAAGUUGAAAAAUUGUAAGUUCAAGGUCAAGAUUUUGGAAUAUUUGUAUCAAUCAGUGAUUAAAAAAGACUUGUUUUAAAACAUCAUUAAGACAUAGUUCGAAAUAGCAAUAAAGCUGUUGAUUGUUGAAAAAGGCUGGUUUAAACAGAGAACUAUAAUUUUUGAUGUACAAAUCAUGAGAAAUUGAAAUAACAAAGUGCAAAUAUAUGAAAUUCAUUUCAUUCUGUAGCGUUCCUAGUCAUACAAGUGUGAAAAUCAUGUAGAUGAAUAGCCUUCCAUGAAAAUCAUGUACAAGUAAACAAUUAAUUUCAUAAUAAAUUCCAAAUACUAGUACAUGUGCUUGCUUUUAACCACUACUUCAAAACCAUGAAGUGGCAUUUCCUAUUUAAACGACUGUGUUAACAUAUACAUAUUUUAAGGGUUUGUGGUUCCUGUUCAAGUUUUGUAUUUCUGGUGUUUGUUCUUCUGUUUUGUUUAUUACAAAGUAUGCAUUGAUGAUUUGUUUUAUGGAAACAGAGAAGAGUUUUUAAGAUCUUUUUUUUCCCUCUCUGUUAAACGGUACAUACUUUAUCAAAUAUUAAUCAUUAAAAAUACUGGUUGAGGUUUCUACCUACACUUACACAGAUUUCUAUUUUUGUCGUGUCUGUAUCAUGUAUUUCAAAAAGUUAAGUAAAAAAAAAAGAGAGAGAAAAUUGAAUGUUAAUGUCCUACAUCAUGGCUUUAUGUUUGUUUCAUGUAAAAUUAACUAUUUCAGACAUAGUUAAUUGUUUUGAUUGUGAAUUAUAUUAAAUAUAUAUAUACUGAAUAAAUUAAUGAUAAGUUUA
Molecule: messenger RNA, 6366 nt
Organism: Saccostrea echinata
Lineage: Eukaryota; Metazoa; Mollusca; Bivalvia; Ostreida; Ostreidae
Product: Golgi apparatus protein 1-like
Exons: 25
Coding region: 1-3591 (1196 amino acids)
Cellular component (GO): Golgi membrane
Molecular function (GO): fibroblast growth factor binding
Source: RefSeq, a predicted model, not a curated record